Molecule: messenger RNA, 7638 nt
Organism: Arvicanthis niloticus (Nile rat)
Lineage: Eukaryota; Metazoa; Chordata; Mammalia; Rodentia; Muridae
Gene: Pcm1
Product: pericentriolar material 1
Biological process (GO): microtubule anchoring at centrosome; protein localization to centrosome; non-motile cilium assembly
Cellular component (GO): centrosome; centriolar satellite; ciliary basal body
Source: RefSeq, a predicted model, not a curated record
ACAAACUGUCUAAAAACAGAAUGUACAUGCAUGCAACUAAAAUUGACAGGCAAUCUAACUUUGGAACCUAGCAUAUUGAAAGCCUUGCGACUUUUAAAAACAUGUUUUGUGCUGUUUCAAAGCCACUACUUAUCCAUUUUACUAACCUUAAUACAGAUGUUUGCAAGAAUAUACAUUAAUUCAAAGACUAUCGGUUCAGAGAAAAGUUCACUACAACCACUUGUUUCUACCACCAAAGCAGCGGGACAACGUUCCAAGUGGCAAUGAUCAUUGACAAUUAUUUAUGAUUCUUCUACCGACUAACCACACACGACACUGGACAAACCGGUUUAAUCUCCUUGUUAAAAUUAGGGGUUAGAUUGUAAAGGCCCGCCAAUCAGUAUUCUUCGUGACAGGAAUGUGGGUAGGAAUACACUACAAGAGAGAUCCGAGGGUUUCCAGUCUUCCGGUCUCCAUCUGGAAGCGCAUGCCCCCACAGAAAAUUAGAAAGCGCCGCGAUACUUGCAGUGAGCUAAGUGACUUAUAAUUCGGGACAGGCCUCAAGGCUUAAGACAGUGGACCCAGCUGGAAGGCGCACAGCAUCUUGGGACUUGUAGUUUCGUAUCCUUUCGCUACCCGGUUGAGUGGGCAUUCUGGGAUGUGUAGUUCUCAGGUUGUUCGUUUGAGUGAAUCCGUUCCUGACUACAGGCGCCGUAAGUGACUCCACAGCCGCUCGAGCGUCACGUGACUUCAGUCCCGCACUCCUUUUGAGUUCGCACUGCGGCUGCAGCCCGGGCGAGUUCUCGCCCUCCCCGCGCGGCCGUUGCCGAGGAGACGGCGCUCGUCUCGCGGAGCGUUGCGCCCCCCCCCCACUCUCUCUGCAGUUCCCCCGCCCCCUUCGUCUCCCACCACAAUGAGGUCCUAAGAUGGCGGUGGCUGCGGCGGUUGGCGCCUAGUUAGCUAAUGUAGAGGAGGCGGCCAUUUGGGCUUUGGGCAGUCAAGGGAACUCGUGGGCCUCCCUUUACGCGGUCUUCGAGGAAGAACCGCUGCUGGUGGCGGCUCCUGGAGGAGCCGACCGCCACUCCGCCCUUGGCAGGAGGGGCGGCUUCGUUUACAGAGAAUUAAUUAGAGCCAACAUGGCCACAGGAGGAGGUCCUUUUGAAGAAGUCAUGCAUGAUCAGGACUUGCCGAACUGGAGCAAUGACAGUGUGGAUGACCGACUCAACAAUAUGGAGUGGGGUGGCCAACAGAAGAAGGCCAAUAGAUCAUCAGAAAAGAAUAAGAGAAAGUUUGGUGUAGCAAGUGAUAAGAGGGUAACUAACGAUAUUUCUCCGGAGUCAUCACCAGGAGUUGGAAGGCGAAGAACAAAGAUUCCACAUACGUUUCCACACAGUAGAUAUAUGACUCAGAUGUCUGUUCCAGAGCAGGCAGAACUAGAGAAACUUAAGCAGCGGAUAAACUUCAGUGAUUUAGAUCAGAGAAGUAUUGGAAGUGAUUCUCAAGGUAGAGCAACAGCGGCUAACAACAAACGUCAGCUUAGUGAAAACCGAAAGCCCUUCAACUUUUUGCCUAUGCAGAUUAAUACUAACAAGAGCAAGGAUGCUAUUGCAAGUCUUCCAAAAAGAGAGACUACUAUGUCAGUACAGUGCAAAGAGCUGUUUGCUUCUGCUUUAAGUAAUGACCUUUUGCAAAACUGUCAAGUCUCUGAAGAAGAUGGGAGAGGAGAGCCUGCAAUGGAGAGCAGCCAGAUUGUAAGCAGGCUUGUUCAAAUUCGUGACUAUAUUACUAAAGCUAGUUCUAUGCGAGAAGAUCUUGUAGAGAAAAAUGAAAGAUCUGCUAAUGUUGAGCGUCUCACUCAUCUCAUAGAGCACCUUAAAGAGCAAGAAAAGUCAUAUAUGAAAUUUCUCCAGAAAAUUCUUGCUAGAGAAAAGGAGGAGGAGGAUGUUCGGACUAUAGACUCAGCUGUGGGAUCUGGUUCUGUAGCUGAGAGCACAUCGCUAAACGUAGAUGUGCAGUCUGAGGCUUCAGAUACCACGGCCAGAGAUCCUCAGCAGGAGCCUAUGGAAGAGACAGAAAAUUUGAAGAAACAACAUGAUUUAUUAAAAAAAAUGUUACAACAGCAGGAACAGCUGAGGGCUCUUCAGGGCCGGCAGGCUGCUCUUCUAGCUUUGCAGCAUAAAGCAGAGCAAACUAUAGCUGUGAUGGACGAUUCUGUUGUUACAGAAACUACAGGAAGCUUUUCUGGAGUCAGCAUCACAUCCGAACUAAAUGAAGAACUGAAUGAUUUAAUUCAGCGUUUCCAUAAUCAGCUUCGUGAUUCUCAGCCUCCAGCUGUUCCAGACAACAGAAGACAGGCAGAAAGUCUUUCAUUAACCAGAGAGAUUUCUCAGAGCAGAAAUCCCUCAGUUUCUGAACAUAUACCUGAUGAGAAAGUACAGCUUUUUAGCAAAAUGAGAGUACUACAGGAAAAGAAACAGAAAAUGGACAAAUUACUUGGAGAACUUCAUAACCUUCGAGAUCAGCAUCUGAACAAUUCAUCAUUUGUGCCUUCAACUUCUCUCCAAAGAAGUGGAGAUAAGAGAAGUUCAACUGUAGCUCUCUCUGCUCCUGUGGGCUUUGCACCAGUUGUCAAUGGAGAGUCCAGUAGUCUUAUCUCAUCUGUUCCUUGUCCUGUCGCCUCUCUAGUUUCUCAGAAUGAGGGUGAAAAUGAAGGUCAUCUAAAUCCAGCUGAAAAACUACAGAAGUUAAAUGAAGUUCAAAAGAGAUUGAAUGAACUGAGAGAAUUAGUUCAUUAUUAUGAACAAACAUCAGAUAUGAUGACAGAUGCUGUAAAUGAAAAUACAAAAGAUGAAGAAACUGAAGAGUCAGAAUAUGAUUCUGAACAUGAAAAUUCUGAACCUGUUACUAACAUUAGAAAUCCACAGGUAGCUUCUACUUGGAAUGAAGUGAAUACUAACAGUAAUACCCAGUGUGGUUCUAAUAAUAGAGACGGGAGAUCAGUUAAUUCUAACUGUGAAAUUAAUAACAGAUCUGCUGCCAACAUCAGAGCUUUAAACAUGCCUCCAUUAGACUGUCGAUACAACAGAGAAGGAGAACAGAGGUUGCAUGUAGGACGUGCUGAAGAUGAGGAGGAGGAAGUAGAAGAGGAAGGAGUCAGUGGGGCUUCAUUAUCUAGUCGUAGGAGUAGUCUGGUUGAUGAGGCACCAGAAGAUGAAGAAUUUGAACAGAAGAUUAGUAGACUCAUGGCUGCAAAAGAGAAACUUAAACAGCUCCAAGAUCUUGUUGCUAUGGUGCAGGAUGAUGAUGCAACUCAAGUGGUUGUCCCUGCAGCAUCAAAUUUGGAUGAUUUCUAUGCACCAGAAGAAGAUACCAAACAAAAUUCAAAUAAUGCAAGAGAAAAUUCUAAUAAAAUAGAUACUGGAGUAAAUGAAAAAACAAGAGAGAAAUUUUAUAAGGCUAAACUACAGCAACAACAGAGAGAACUUAAACAAUUGCAGGAGGAAAGAAAGAAAUUGAUUGAAAUUCAAGAGAAAAUUCAAGCAGUGCAAAAGGCAUGCCCUGACCUUCAGCUAUCAGCCACUAGUCUAAAUAGUGGUCCCACAAAAAAAUAUCUACCAGCUAUUACUUCAACUCCAACUGUUAAUGAAAAUGAGAGCAGUACAAGCAAAUGUGUUAUUGAGCCUGAAGAUUCUUCAGUGGUGGAUAAUGCGUUGUGGUCAGACAUGCGAAGACAUGAAAUGUUAAGGGAAGAGCUACGACAGAGAAGGAAGCAACUUGAAGCUCUAAUGGCUGAACACCAGAGGAGGCAAGGUCUAGCUGAGACCUCAUCUCCAGUGGCUAUAUCAUUAAGAAGUGAUGGAUCUGAGAACCUGUGCACUCCUCAGCAAAGUAGAACAGAAAAAACAAUGGCAACUUGGGGAGGUUCUACUCAGUGUGCAUUAGAUGAAGAAGGAGAUGAAGAUGGUUAUCUCUCAGAAGGAAUUGUUCGCACAGAUGAAGAAGAAGAGGAGGAGCAGGAUGCCAGUUCCAAUGAUAACUUCCCUAUGUAUCAUCCUAGCAUGAAUCAAAAUUCUUACAAUGUAAAGGAAACCAAAGCCAGGUGGAAGAACAAUCGCCCUGUUUCAGCAGAUGGAAAUUACCGUCCUUUAGCCAAGACGAGGCAGCAGAAUAUCAGCAUGCAACGACAAGAAAACCUUCGAUGGGUGUCAGAGCUCUCUUACAUAGAAGAGAAAGAACAGUGGCAAGAACAAAUUAAUCAGCUCAAGAAACAACUUGAUUUCAGUGUCAAUAUUUGUCAGACUCUGAUGCAAGACCAGCAGACUUUAUCUUGUUUGCUGCAGACUCUUCUAACAGGUCCGUACAGUGUUCUGCCUAGCAAUGUGGCAUCCCCUCAAGUACACCUUAUCAUGCAUCAGCUGAACCAGUGCUAUACACAGCUAACAUGGCAGCAGAAUAAUGUCCAGAGGUUAAAACAAAUGCUAACUGAACUUAUGCGCCAACAAAAUCAGCACCCGGAAAAGCCUAGAAGCAAAGAAAGAGGCAGUAGUGCGUCACACCCCUCUUCUCCCAAUUUAUUUUGUCCUUUCAGCUUUCCAACACAGCCUGUAAAUCUGUUUAACUUGCCUGGAUUUACUAACUUUCCAUCAUUUGCACCAGGAAUGAAUUUCAGCCCUUUAUUCCCUUCUAAUUUUGGAGAUUUUUCUCAGAAUGUUUCUACACCUACUGAACAGCAGCAGCCAUUAGCUCAAAAUCCUACAGGGAAAACAGAAUAUAUGGCUUUUCCAAAACCCUUUGAAAGCAGUUCUUCUCUUGGAGCGGAAAAGCAAAGGAAUCAGAAACAACCUGAAGAGGAAGCUGAAAACACUAAGAUACCAUGGUUAUAUGAUCAAGAAGGAGGAGUAGAAAAACCAUUUUUCAAGACUGGAUUUGCAGUGUCUGUAGAGAAAGCUACAAGUAGUAACCGCAAAAAUCAACCAGAUACAAGCAGGAGAAGACGUCAGUUUGAUGAAGAAUCAUUGGAAAGCUUUAGCAGUAUGCCUGAUCCCAUAGAUCCAACAACAGUAACUAAAACAUUUAAAACAAGAAAAGCAUCUGCACAGGCCAGCCUGGCUUCUAAAGACAAAACUCCCAAAUCAAAGAGUAAGAAGAGGAAUUCUACUCAGCUGAAAAGUAGAGUUAAAAAUGUUGGGUAUGAAAGUGCCAGUGUGUCUAGCACAUGUGAACCUUGCAAAAGUAGGAACAGACAUUCAGCCCAGACUGAAGAGCCUGUUCAAGCAAAAUUAUUCAGCAGAAAGAAUCAUGAACAGCUGGAAAAAAUAAUAAAAUAUAGUAGGUCUGCAGAAAUAUCUUCAGAAACUGGAAGUGAUUUUUCCAUGUUUGAAGCUUUACGGGAUACUAUUUAUUCCGAAGUGGCUACAUUAAUUUCUCAAAAUGAGUCUCGUCCACAUUUUCUUAUUGAACUUUUUCAUGAACUGCAGCUACUUAAUACAGACUACUUGAGACAGAGAGCUUUAUAUGCGUUGCAGGAUAUUGUAUCCAGACAUAUUUCUGAAAGUGAUGAAAAAGAAGGAGAAAAUGUAAAAUCUGUGAAUUCUGGCACUUGGGUAGCAUCAAACUCAGAACUUACUCCGAGUGAGAGCCUUGUUACUACUGAUGACGAAACGUUUGAGAAGAACUUUGAAAGAGAAACACAUAAAGUAAAUGAACAAAAUGAUGCUGACAUGAGUGUCAUGUUUGUGUCCUCCAACUUUGAGCCGUUUGCAACAGACGACCUUGGUAACACUGUGAUUCACUUGGAUCAAGCAUUAGCCAGAAUGAGAGAAUAUGAACGCAUGAAGACCGAGACAGAAGGUAACUCAAAUAUGAGCUGCACUUGCAGGGUUAUUGAGGAUGAAGAUGGUGCUGCCGCCACUACCACAGUCAAUAAUUCAGAAGCAACUCCCAUUAUUGAGAAUCACAGUUCACCACAACCUAUAAGUGACAUUUCUGCCGUCACCUGUCCUAGAAUUGACACUCAGCAACUGGACCGUCAAAUUAAAGCAAUUAUGAAAGAAGUCAUUCCUUUUUUGAAGGAGCACAUGGAUGAAGUAUGUUCUUCUCAACUUCUCACUUCAGUAAGACGUAUGGUUUUGACCCUUACUCAACAGAAUGAUGAGAGCAAAGAGUUUGUGAAGUUCUUUCAUAAACAACUAGGAAGUAUAUUACAGGAUUCACUAGCAAAAUUUGCAGGAAGAAAACUCAAAGACUGUGGAGAAGAUCUUCUUGUGGAGAUAUCGGAAGUGUUGUUUAAUGAAUUGGCUUUCUUUAAGCUUAUGCAAGAUUUGGAUAAUAAUAGCAUAGCUGUUAAGCAGAGAUGCAAGAAGAAGAUUGAAGCAGCUGGAGUAAUACAGUCUUAUGCAAAAGAGGCCAAAAGGAUUCUUGAAGGAGAUCACGGCUCACCUGCUGGAGAGAUUGAUGAUGAAGACAAAGACAAGGAUGAGACUGAAACUGUUAAGCAGACUCAGACUUCAGAUAUAUAUGAUGCUAAAGGUUCCAAAAAUGUAAGAUCUGAUGUUUCUGAUCAAGAGGAAGAUGAAGAAAGUGAACGGUGUCCAGUGUCUAUUAAUCUAUCUAAAGCUGAAAGUCAGGCUUUAACUAAUUAUGGAAGUGGAGAAGAUGAGAAUGAGGAUGAAGAAAUGGAAGACUUUGAAGAGAGUCCUGUAGAUGUCCAGACUUCACUUCAGGCUAACACUGAAACUACAGAAGAAAAUGAACACGACAGUCAGGUUCUGCAACAUGAUCUUGAAAAAACACCAGAAAGUACAAAUGUACCAUCAGACCAAGAAUCAACUAGUAAGACAGAUGAUCAAGACAGCUCUCCUGUGAAACCUUGUUAUCUCAAUAUCUUGGAAAAUGAACAACAUUUAAAUAAUGCUACCCAUAAAGACUCACUCACCACUACUGAUUCAUCUAAACAGCCUGACCCUAUGCCAUUACCCUUGACUGCAAGCGAAACAUUAGUGCCUAGAGUCAAAGAAAUUAAAUCUGCUCAGGAAACUCCCGAGAGCUCUCUGGCUGGAAGUCCUGAUACUGAAUCUCCAGUGUUAGUGAAUGACUAUGAAGCAGAAUCUGGUAACAUAAGUCAAAAGUCCGAUGAAGAAGACUUUGUGAAAGUUGAGGAUUUGCCGCUCAAACUGACAGUUUAUUCAGAGGAAGAGCUGAGGAAGAAAAUGAUAGAAGAAGAACAGAAAAACCAUUUAUCUGGUGAAAUAUGUGAAAUGCAGACUGAAGAAUUAGCUGGAAAUUCUCAGAUACUGAAAGAACCUGAAACAGUGGGAGCCCAGAGUGUAUGAAAUGUCUUCAGAGACUCAUCUCUCUUACAUAGUCAGCACAUUUAAAAAAAAAAAAAAAAAAGACACUAAAUAAACAUUUGUUUUGAUCUGUAUAAAAUGUAAAUUAGUUUGACACUGCAUUUUUGAUGGGUGUGCUAAUUUCUGCCCAUGGCAGUUUAAAACAUUAGAAUCUGAAUCCUGGACAGAUUCAAACCUUGACACACUGUGGGAUUUUUCUUUUGCUUUUAUUAUUAUUUUUUCUUAUGAUCUUGCCCCCACCCCUCAUUGUGACAUUUGGUGUGUUAACUUUAAAGUGUAGUUUUAAAUAAAGUUUGAACUUAUCUGUAAA